AUGACAUCGCCGGCCGUUCCAUUGCGACAUGCCCGCGGGGCCUUGACACGGGCUAUCGCCGGGCAAACCGUCCGUUUGUUCGCCACCAUCCGUCCUACUCCUCCCACGCCGACAUCCGCAUCCGCAUCCGCAUCCACAUCCACAUCGACAUCGGCAUCGACAUCGACAUCGACAUCGACAUCCUCUUCCCCGUCUUCGUCCGGGCUGUCCUCGUCGUCAGCUACGCAACCCACCCAAGGCCGCCGCAAGACCUACUUCAAGGACACCGCCGUGGCCCCCUUCGCCGAGUUCGUCGGCAGCAGCUCCACGACGGGCGGGCCGGCGCUCUCCCCCUCGGAAGCGUACGAGAUCCGCACGGUGGAGGUGACGACGCCGACGGGCAAGAAGAAGACGGUGACGCGGCUGCCGGAGUGGCUGAAGACGGGGAUCCCGGGGGGCGGCAGCGCCAACUUCGCGGCGAUCAAGCGCGACCUGCGCGGGCUGGGCCUGCACACGGUGUGCGAGGAGGCGCGGUGCCCCAACAUCGGCGAGUGCUGGGGCGGGUCGGACAAGAACGCGGCGACGGCGACCAUCAUGCUCAUGGGCGACACGUGCACGCGCGGGUGCCGGUUCUGCAGCGUCAAGACGUCGCGCGCGCCGCCGCCGCUCGACCCGCACGAGCCCGAGAACACGGCCGAGGCGCUGGCGCGUUGGGGUCUGGGGUACGUGGUGCUGACGAGCGUGGAUCGGGAUGACCUGGCCGACGGCGGGGCGAGGCACUUUGCGGAGACGAUUCGUAGGAUCAAGGCGAAGAAGCCGAGCAUCCUUGUCGAGGCCCUCACGGGGGAUUUCCGGGGGGACGAGGAGAUGGUGGCCGUCGUGGCGGGGAGCGGGCUGGAUGUCUAUGCGCAUAAUGUCGAGACGGUGGAGGGGCUGACGCCGUAUGUGCGGGAUCGGAGGGCGACGUUCCGGCAGAGUUUGAAGGUGUUGGCGGCGGCCAAGGCGGCGAAGCCGGAGCUUAUUACCAAGACGAGUUUGAUGUUGGGGUUGGGCGAGCAGGAGCACGAGGUCAUGGAUGCGCUGAGGGAACUACGGAAGACCAACGUCGACGUAGUCACUUUCGGCCAGUACAUGCGCCCAACCAAGCGUCACCUCCAGGUCGAGAGGUAUGUCACGCCCGACGAGUUCGAGAUGUGGCGCCAGCGAGCCCUCGAUAUGGGGUUCCUGUACUGUGCUAGCGGACCUCUCGUCCGGAGCAGCUACAAGGCGGGCGAGGCGUUCAUCGAGAACGUGCUUCGCAAGAGGGCAGGCGAGAAGGCCAUGGGGGGGAAGGAUCUCGGUCACACGGUAGCGUUGGAGGAUGCUCCCAAGGUUCUAUGA
Messenger RNA from Sodiomyces alkalinus F11, 1359 nucleotides. RefSeq names its product lipoyl synthase. Gene Ontology annotation, biological process: lipoate biosynthetic process. The transcript is spliced from 2 exons. The record is from RefSeq and is a predicted model, not a curated record. Gene Ontology annotation, cellular component: mitochondrion. Gene Ontology annotation, molecular function: lipoate synthase activity; 4 iron, 4 sulfur cluster binding. Bases 1 to 1359 code for a protein of 452 amino acids. Lineage: Eukaryota; Fungi; Ascomycota; Sordariomycetes; Glomerellales; Plectosphaerellaceae.